Molecule: messenger RNA, 1455 nt
Organism: Pungitius pungitius (ninespine stickleback)
Lineage: Eukaryota; Metazoa; Chordata; Actinopteri; Perciformes; Gasterosteidae
Gene: ptger4c
Product: prostaglandin E receptor 4 (subtype EP4) c
Exons: 2
Coding region: 1-1455 (484 amino acids)
Biological process (GO): cellular response to prostaglandin E stimulus; positive regulation of cytosolic calcium ion concentration; inflammatory response
Cellular component (GO): plasma membrane
Molecular function (GO): prostaglandin E receptor activity
Source: RefSeq, a predicted model, not a curated record
AUGAUCAACGACACUUUUGCCCUUGGAGAACUGGACACAAAUGUAUCGGAGUCACUGUCACCUCUCUCUCUCACCCAUAACCAAAGUGUGUUCCCUGCGCUCCGACUGGAGUCCAAGUCUCUCGUCACUUCAGCCACAAUGUUCGCCGUGGGUGUUCUGGGAAACAUCAUCGCCAUCGUUGUGCUUUGUAUUUCCAAAAAGGAGCAGAAGGAAACCACUUUCUACACCCUGGUCUGUGGAAUGGCCAUCACGGAUCUGUUGGGAACAUGCUUCACCAGCCCGGUGGUGAUCGCCACAUAUGUGGCCAACCGGUGGCCAGGAGGAGUGCUACUCUGCCACUUCUUCUCCUUCUCCAUGCUUUUCUUCGGCUCAGCAGGGAUGUCCAUCCUGUGCGCCAUGGCCGUGGAACGAUACUUGGCCAUAAACCAUGCGUAUUUCUACUCCCAGCACAUCGACCGCACAAUGGCGCGCUUUGCGCUCCUGCUCACGUACCUGGCUAACGUCUUACUGUGUAUCAUGCCCAGCUUGGGCUUUGGGCAGCACGUCAGGCACUUUCCAGGGACUUGGUGCUUCAUGGACUGGAGGGCGAUGGAUCCACUUGGAGCUUGCUACUCCUUAUUGUACGGCGGCGUGAUGCUGGUGCUGAUCGCGGUGACUGUUUUGUGUAAUUUGGCGGUGUGCAAGUCGUUGGUGGGGAUGAACCAGACCACAGGGAUUGUCAGGACCGAGUCCUGUGAGCAGGGAGGAUCACGUCGCCGCUUCCCCAGGCUGCCGUCGGCCACCUCAGCGGCGGAGAUUCAAAUGUUCUGGCUUCUGAUCUUAAUGACCAUCGUUUUCCUGGUCUGCUCCAUACCUUUAGUUGUGCGCAUCUUCGUGAACCAGCUGUACGACCCUGCUUAUAUCUCAGCUGGAGGGAAGCCCGACUACCGCAGCGACAUGUUGGCGAUCCGCUUCGCCUCAUUCAACCCCAUAUUAGACCCCUGGGUGUACAUUUUGUGCAGGAAGAACCUACUACUAAAAGGCUGCGAGAAGCUGAAGAGGACAGUGGUCAGCGUUAGAGACGAAAACAUCCGCUGGGUGGGGGGUCAACACUCCCCUCCGUCUCUACACAGCAACGACACCAGCUACGCGUCAUUACGCACAGCCUGCUAUAGGAACGACCCGGAACACCACUUGUCCAUCAAGAAUUCAUCUUUCACAGACUUUGCGAUGAGGGAAGCGUGGGAGUACGACACGGCGCGGGGCAACUUCCACCCGUUCAGCGUCGAGUCCACCGCGAUCGUCGGGUGUGAAGAAGAGGAAGCAGCAGCCGCUGGUUCCAAACAGGAGGUGGCAGCCAAGUCGUCUCCAAGAAGCAGCGCAGCGGCGCUCCUGUCUGCGGACGUUAGAAACGUGGACAUAGUCACUUGCUCGUUCAGCACAUCGAGUUCAUUUCAGUCAGCGAAAUGCCUUUGA